AUGCCCUCUGUUCGAGAUCCUACAUACUUACUUGCGCCAAACUGGACUUACCGCCCGAAUGGCCCGAUUGCCCUUGGAAACAUAAUUGUUGAUCCGUUUCGCCCUCAGUAUGCAGUCUCCAGGCCGACCAAGCCUCUACCCAAGACGGAGACAGCGACGGAGAAUAAUUGGGUAUUCGAGACUGAAAAGAUACGGAGUGUGAAUGUGAGCAUCUGGACUCGCUUAUUCAAUCAGCUGAGCAUCAAACUCGGGCCAAAUCGUCAGAAAACAGAUACUAUCAAAAUUGUCAUGGAAUCUCUAGAAACCACCUACUUUAGAGAUGAGCCCUCGAUGCAAGACAUUCAUGAGAUUGCCAAAGAGCCAAUAGUUCAGAGUGUUCUGAAAGCCGACAGCCUAUUUCGAAGCCCAGUUUACAUGGUGACUGGCCUGAAAAUUGCAAAAGGAUUCCAGUUAGUCCACCAUGGCUCAUCCGGGCGCGGGCUGUCUGCCGAAAUAUUAGAAAGUGUUGCCCCAGAUAUGUCUGUUGGUGGCAACGCCAACAUUGAGAUAACGACAGCAACCUCGAAGGCAUUCGAAGCCGCAGAUGAUGUCGUCUUUGCAUAUCAGCUGCUAAUCAUUAAGCCAAAAGGCUGGGGUUCGAAUACAACUUUCAAGCUGGAUGAUUAUCGCCACAAGGCAGCCAUGCUCGUUGAUAGUAACAAUGACGAAGAAGGAGAAGAAGAAAUUGAGAUUGAAUAUGGUGGCGCAACAGUCGAUGAUGUGGUCAUAAUUCAAGAAGGCAUUACUGAGGUUAACCCUGACCAAACCCAACAAGUAUGGCUCUUCCAGGACGAAUGA
This is a messenger RNA of Trichoderma aggressivum f. europaeum, 837 nucleotides long. RefSeq lists its product as uncharacterized. NCBI's taxonomy places the organism in Eukaryota, Fungi, Ascomycota, Sordariomycetes, Hypocreales, Hypocreaceae. The coding region runs from base 1 to 837 and encodes 278 amino acids. The transcript has a single exon. The record is from RefSeq and is a predicted model, not a curated record.